Messenger RNA from Amborella trichopoda, 778 nucleotides. NCBI's taxonomy places the organism in Eukaryota, Viridiplantae, Streptophyta, Magnoliopsida, Amborellales, Amborellaceae. The record is from RefSeq and is a predicted model, not a curated record.
GUUCAUAGACAGAGAGAGCAUUGUCUGUGAGGAGCGCGUACAGAGUAAUUAGGCAUUUUUAGGAGAGGAUUUUCAGGAGAGGGCUUGUUGGUAGCAUUUUAGAGAGAGAAAUAGGGAGCAAGAGGAGGGGUUGUGCAUUUUAGAGAGUGCGAGAGCGAGAGAGGGGUAAAGGAUCACCAUGUCCACGGAUUUGCAGAAGAUGAAGGUGAAGGACCUCAGAGAAGAGCUAGCAAAGAGGGGUUUGGACACAGCAGGCCUCAAGGCCAUUCUCAUAGAGCGCCUUGAAUCCUCUGUUUCCCCUUCUUCUUCCUCUGCGACUGCUUUAGCUUCUGCUUCUGCUUCAACUCCACCCCCUCCUUCGCAGCAAGAAUCCUCAUCAACUGCUCAACAGGAACGACCACAAAAUCAAGUUCAGGCUAAAGGUGAAGGAGGUAGUGAAGAGAAUGGAGAAGAUAGAGAGACGAAGCCUUUGGUUGUUGCAGGGAACCCCUCUGUAUCCACUGGCCCCAUUUCUGAAAUAGAGAAAAAAUAUAAAAGGGCUGAGAGAUUUGGGAUGCCUGUGCAACUUUCUGAGCAGGAGAAGAGGAAAUCUCGAGCCGAGAGGUUUGGCAGUCAGUCAGCCACACAGGGUCCAGAUGCAGUGGGAAAAUCAGAAGAGGAGAAAAGGAAGGCCAGGGCUGAGAGUGAUGAUGGGGGUGGCAGUGUAAUGGUAAUGGUAGUGGCGGAGGCAGCUUGGCGGUGGAGUGGAUGGUAUUGCCUGUGUGCCAGCAAAGAGUAG